AUGGAGAGGCAUCAUCAAGCCCUCUCCGGGCAUCCGCUGUCCUCCCUCGGCUUUGCAGAAGGAGAAGUCCUCGCGAGCAACAUCGCCCUCAGCUUUUGGGGAGGAGUGAGCCCCUUAACCGGAAUCGUGAUAGACAGCCACCACCCCCUAGCAGGGAGCUGUAUAAAAGGCAAAGUGGUAGCAAUACCAGGUGGACGAGGAUCAUGUUCAGGGAGCGCCGUGAUCCUCGAAUUAUUCAUGAGCGGGAGCAACCCCCGUGCGCUCAUCUUCAAGCGGGAGGAGUUAAUCCUGACCCUUGGUGUCAUCGUUGCCCAAGAGAUGUUCCAGAAGACCAUUCCCGUUCUCCAGGUCUCUGAUACCUCAUUCGAGACGAUUUCGCACCUCAAAAAGAUCCGAAUUGUGGGGGAUCAUAUCCAACCAGUAAACGAAUCAAUAUCUGAUUCCAAUUUACCACCGAUUCAGCAAAACUUUCCAAAGGAACCCGACUUCUCGCCAAUAACAUUAACCCCCCUGGAUCGCGAAAUGUUAAAUGGAGCCCACGGCAAAGCCCCUCAGUUCGCAAUGCGCGUAAUCCUUCGCACAGCCCUCCUCCAAAACAUCACCUCCCUAAUUGACAUAAAACAAGCACACAUAGACUGCUGUAUCUACACAGGGCCAGCCGUUCUUAAAUUUGCACAAACGCUGCGCUCAUGGGGCGCAAAAGUCCGCAUCCCAACUACCCUAAACUCAAUCUCGAUAGACAGACGCCUAUGGCGCGUCCAAGGUAUUGACCCUGCCAUCGCCGAACCAUCAGAACAACUCGCACAGACAUACAUAGACCUAGGCGCGAAAGCAAGCUUCACAUGUGCGCCGUAUCAAUUAGAAAGCGCGCCUAGUCUCGGCGACAAUAUUAUGUGGGCAGAGUCGAAUGCGGUUGUGUAUGCGAAUAGUGUUCUCGGUGCGCGAACGAUUAAAUGUCCUGACUUUCUGGAUGUGUGCGUUGCUUUGACGGGUCGGUCGUUGAAUACCGGCUGUCAUCUUAGCAAGCAUCGGAUGGCGAGUGUUUGGAUUCAUUGUGAUGCUGUUGAAGGGUCUGAUGAUGCCUUUUAUCCGCUUUUGGGAUAUAUCGUGGGUGAUAUUGCUGCGGAUCGGAUUCCGAUUGUUACUGGUCUUGAGAAGAUGCUGGCUACGACUUCUGAUUUGAAAGCGUUUGGGGCGGCAUUUGCUACUACGUCCAGUGCGCCGAUGUUCCAUAUUGCUGGGAUUACGGUUGAAGCGCGAGAAACCGUCGAUGUUGAUGCGCAUUUGCGAGGGAUCCCGAAAGUUCAUGUCACACGCUCUGAUCUAGCCAGGCAGUGGCAUCUGUUCAAUCUCAGUGGAAACGAGGAGUACACGCCGAUUGAUCUGGUUUCACUCGGUAAUCCUCAUUUUUCAUACGAGGAGAUAUCGAAGCUUGCCAAUCUGACUAGAAAACGCACUAAGAGCCCCUCUACUGCACUGGUUGUUACGUGCAAUCGGGAGAUAUACGCCCAAGCCUGCAGGGAUGGAUUGAUCGCCGCCGUGGAGGAAUUCGGAGCACAGAUCAUCACGGAUAGUUGCUGGUGCAUGAUUCAGGAGCCUAUUAUUCCUAAGGAGGCGCGGAUUAUCAUGACCAACUCGGCGAAGUAUGCUCAUUAUGGGAAGGGAUUGACUGGUCGGGAGAUUCGGUUUGGGGGGCUGGGUCAAUGUGUUGAGGCUGCUUGUUUGGGGCGUGUGAGCAAUGUUCUACCUGAGUGGCUUGAGGGAAGUAGGCAUCGUGGAGGGAUUGGUAUAGGGAAGGUUGGUUCUUGA
This is a messenger RNA of Penicillium griseofulvum, 1809 nucleotides long. Its product is annotated as Aconitase/3-isopropylmalate dehydratase large subunit, alpha/beta/alpha, subdomain 1/3. The transcript has a single exon. Lineage: Eukaryota; Fungi; Ascomycota; Eurotiomycetes; Eurotiales; Aspergillaceae. The record is from RefSeq and is a predicted model, not a curated record. The coding region runs from base 1 to 1809 and encodes 602 amino acids.